GAUUUUGAGUUGCAGUCGCAGCAACCGGCAAGGGAGAGGAAGAAAGCUGAAAGCUGAGAGCGGGUGCCAUCCAUGGCGGCGGCUGAGGAUUUGGAGAAAGGAGAGUUUUACUUGAGAUAUUAUGUGGGACACAAAGGGAAGUUCGGACACGAAUUCUUGGAGUUCGAGUUUCGACCCGACGGAAAGCUUCGCUACGCUAACAACUCCAACUACAAGAACGACACAAUGAUUCGCAAGGAAAUCUACCUCACCCCUGCUGUUCUUCGGGAAUGCCGUCGCAUUAUCUCCGACAGCGAGAUUAUGAAGGAAGACGAUAAUAAUUGGCCAGAACCUGAUCGUGUGGGUCGACAGGAGCUUGAGAUUGUGAUGGGAAAUGAGCAUAUAUCCUUCACCACAUCUAAGAUUGGAUCUCUUGUUGAUGUGCAGAGCAGCAAGGAUCCUGAAGGAUUGCGGAUAUUCUAUUAUCUUGUUCAGGAUCUGAAAUGCUUUGUAUUUUCUCUCAUUUCACUCCACUUCAAGAUCAAGCCAAUUUAAAGACUGGCCAAAGUUGCUUCUGUACUAUCUGAGGAACAUGUACUACUCCAAACAGUGGGUUCUAUUUUCGGCUUCGAUUUUUGAGAAUUCUCUGCCAUAUUACGGUAGCCUGAUGGUGUUAAAAUGGUUGUUUGAUUUAUGAAAUCUGUAUUGUUAUAAGAGUUCAUCUGGACUUGGUGUGUACAUGGUGAAGUGCGUCGGGAUUGAUCUUUAUGUUACAAUAGGGUAUGUGCUUGGUUCUGCGUGUUUUCUUUUCUACGAGAUUUGAGUGCAUACCUUCAUUUCUUCA
Momordica charantia (bitter melon) is the source of this 823-nucleotide messenger RNA. It is a transcript of the gene MAGO, whose product is annotated as mago nashi family protein. NCBI's taxonomy places the organism in Eukaryota, Viridiplantae, Streptophyta, Magnoliopsida, Cucurbitales, Cucurbitaceae. Gene Ontology annotation, cellular component: nucleus; exon-exon junction complex. The record is from RefSeq and is a predicted model, not a curated record. Gene Ontology annotation, biological process: RNA splicing.